Physcomitrium patens is the source of this 2646-nucleotide messenger RNA. RefSeq lists its product as uncharacterized. The record is from RefSeq and is a predicted model, not a curated record. Lineage: Eukaryota; Viridiplantae; Streptophyta; Bryopsida; Funariales; Funariaceae.
CGGACGUAUUGACACACUGCCACACCGCAAUUCCGCUUUUUCGAAGCCCUGCUUGCGUUGCCUUCGCCACACUCCAUGCGCGAUUAUUCGUUGCCUUCUUCACUGCAUGGAAAGCAAGGCCGUGUUCCUUCCUUCCUUCCUCGAUUGAUGUAGAUAACGUGGUUCCUUCGUAGCUGUUUUUUUUAUAAAGUGUUGUGGAUUUUGGAGGUUUCGGUUUCUUGAAAUCGUUGCACCGCGCCGCUAUUUUUUGGUGGUGAAUUGUUGCGGGGUUAGUGUCGAAUCUGUCAUUUGUCUGGCUGGCCCUUUCUAAUUCGUUUGGCUUCGUUUUGUUUUGUUAUCUUGGUUAUUUAUGUGGAGGUCGUAGUUCAAUUGAAUCGUAAAGGAAGUAGUACCGGUUUUUGGCUCGUCUUUUUUUUUCUUUUUCUUUCUGUGCAAUCUGGAAUUGGAUUGUGCAGCACUAGUGGGAAUUUUUCUAGGCUUCUAGUGUGUCGAGCGUGAAUCUUUGUUCCCGAGCUGCGUUCGGCAACUGAGCCUUUCGGCUAGUCGUGUGGGUGUGGGAUCGCAUUUGUUAGCUUAACUUGGACCACCAUCUUUGGUUCAAAAACGAGGGCCGCUUUUCAGUAAUUUAGAAUGUCGUGCGGAAUUGCGUAAUAGGACGCGCGAUGGAUUAAACACGCUUGUGUCAUGCGAAUGGUCCAUUAGAGCUUGUGAGUCUGGAUAAUGGUUAUCGAUGUCAACUUCAUUUCAGACCUAGGCUUCUUUUUGACAUUGACUUGAACCAUUUAAAUAGAUAGGCUUUGCAUUAAUGGUCUCUGUGUGGAACAUCAAAGAAGAUUGACUUUAACGCGUUCCGAUUAAAUCUACGAAGACAAAGCGAAGAUAACUGGCAUUUAUUUCCAGCUUCAGACAAUCGACAUCCGAGAUGUUUCGUGACAUUUGAUUCCAAGCCAACCCAUGGGGUAUUUACAACGGUUAGGGCUAGUCUCCAGAAGGAACAAGGAGGGUGGAACAAUAUCUCUGUGCUAUAGUGCUGACUCAAAAGAAACUGGAAGCUGUACAGUGGAAACUGACAGAGACAGAAGCUGCAAUUCGAAUGCAUCCAUCAGCUGCACUACGAUCCCGCAAACCCGCGUGUUCAAUACCAUCAAUGAAGAAAGAUCAUUAAUGGCUCCCGAUACAUGCGUCACGCAGCGUUCAUGUUCAGUUGUUCUCGGGACGCCCGUCUCAAGUGAAUGUAAUGCGGCUCAAUUCUCACCAAGGCCAAGUAUACUGGGGCAGGACGACGACGUAGAAUUCUUACGAUACGAAAAACAUGUUCGAGCAAGAGCUCGGGCGGAUACAUACGGCGACAGCUUCGACUGGAAGACAUUGAUAUUCUGGAGGCGGCACAAAAGGCCAUCAGGCAUAAGAUCAUUGAACGCUAGUGCAGCGUCCACUCCUCUUCGUCACCAACCAUUUUCAACACCGUCUCACCUUAAAGCCACUACUCAAAGCCGUCAAAAAUCACGUGGUUACAGCUCAAGAUGUGGUUCUUUCGCGGCUCCUUUGUAUACAUCAGAAUUUUCCACCUCCAAUUCAAUCCCCAACUUCUGUCACCAUCCUUGGAAAGAUGUCGACUGCAACAUGUCACCUUAUGUGCCCUUGGGCGGUCGAAGACCUCGUCUCGUAACGGCAGGGCCAUUGUACAUCGUAGACUGAUUCGCCUCUCACCGGCUUCCCAGGUAUCAAGCGCACGGCCUUGUGAAGGUUGUACGCUAGUCACGAACCAGUACGAGUUACUCCUUCAAGUACCGAUUUAAGCACCUCAUUGAAAAACCAGCCGUAAGUGUUUUCGUUACCCUGGAUCAUUUGUGGCGAUUCCGCAGAGGCUAUCCUGGAUAUGUUCCGAGGCUUUCAGUAAUUCCUGUCCCUGUGAACGGUGACAGAACGAACUUUAGGCUUGUGUUCGAAGCUACUGGUAGAUUUAAUUAUUAUCUUUUCUCGUGAGCACUUGGAAUGCGGAAUUUUUGCUCUACUUGUUCUUUAUACCGGAUUGCGAAUUCCCUAGUCGAGGAUAUUCACGAUGACCAACAAUUCAUCGUGACCAAUCCAAGUCGUCUUACGAAUAUAGGAAAAGAAAAAAGAAAUAUGCAUAGAAAGUCAGUGUUUAGAUGAUCUGAAUAUUGUUGGAUUAGCCGAUUGGAUAUGAAGUUGUACAACCCAAUUUCGAGAGUGGCUUGUAGAGUUCGCACAGCAGCAGUCCAUGUCUAGUAUGGAAGUAACAAACUGUCAUUAAGUCCUUGGGAAACAGAGAUUGCUGUACGUUUUUUCUAGAUGAUCCGGGCAGUGAUUUAGUACAUUGUCCUUACAUGGUUCGUGCUAUGACUAUUUGGCAGUGUAAAGCGUAGUCUUUCUCUUCCAGUGGUCGUAGGUGAUGCUCUCUGGAAGCAGUACAGCAUGGUUCUAAAUCCUGUCAGAUUGUAAAUGGUAAUCACAAAAUGGAUAUAUGUUCACCUUAUCGUGGAUUGAAUUUUAUUUUUAUUUUACGAAAAUAUUAUUGCAGAAGACUCUGCUCUUCUGGAUGGAGCAACGAUUCAGGACUUAUGAUGUAAUUGACAAUUGAAAUUGGUAAAUUUCAUUGAAAGAAGUGUGGUGAGUUGAGAACGA